GCAAAGCAAACGCGAAAAGCGGCAAACCGUCGGUGGCAGUUGUUGCGUGUGUCGCACGUCGCGCGGAUUUUACGCGCCGUAAAAAGAAGAGCAGGAGGAGGCAGAGGGACUCCGCAGGCAAGAAGAGCGGACUCUCCUUCGUGGAAUCGACGGCGGCUCGAGGACGAGCUCGUUUCACGCGACUGCGAUUUAUCGAAGAAAGGGGAGGGAGGAAGAUCGACAGAGCGCGAGUUGACCACGUCCGAGAGGCCGCAUCAUGUUAGCUUUCGCCGUUCGCGGGGUGGUCCUGCUCGGCGUGCUAAGCUGGUAUAGCGCCACCGUGUGGAAGAUGAUCGACGGUUACUUCAAGGACCAGUUCCGGACGUACUUGCAGGAGGAGUACCGCAAGUAUCCGCGGAUGCGCUCGGACGUGGAGAAGGCCGGAGCGGUCGAUAAGGAGCCGGCUCUGGAGGCCUUGCCAACCGAGUCGAGCACCUACGUGGAGAUCUACGCUCCCGACGCGGUCUGCCCGGCCGACACGGCAGACACCUGUCCACGUGCGACCGCUUCGGAGGCAGCGGCGGCGGCGGCAGCGGUGUCGGCCGUGGCGAAAGAAGUGACAGGUGGUAGCAGUGAAAACGCGGCCGCCGGUUCCACCGAUAAAAAUGCAUUCCCCGAGAGCGCGAGCCGAUCGCCGCUGGAAAGUAGGAAGCUACCGGACGGCAGCAGCGACACGCAUGACGGCGAGCGGCGGUCGAACGCCAUCAAUCAGGGCGACGGUCACGAAGAGGAGGCGACCGGGUCGCCCCCGACGUCGCCCCCGCGUCCCGUGAAACCGCGACGACGCUACGACAAGAGGAAAGCCUCGACGGAGCUCUCGCGGGAGAAGCCGGCGAAACGAAGAGUGAACACGAUCGUCCUGACGGACGCCGAUUUCGAGAGGGCGAGGCGCAGCGAUGACGGAUACGACUUCUCGGAGUUCGAGGACGUCGACGAAGAGGGCCGGAAGGUCCUCACGGAGGGGAUCCUCGUGUCGGAUCUGCCGUUCAAGCCCAAGGCAGAUAUCGGCAACUUGGAGAGGGUCACCGCGGAAGAGUUCUGUCCUUUGACCUUGGAGGACGAGGCUUCCUGCGGAGAAACCACCACGUGGCCGUGAUUAUGCCUGAUGCGUGCGUCGCUCGAGCGUGUUGAAAGUGUCGAGUUGUCCGGAAAAACUUACGCGCUAACAGCGGAGUCCCGAGGGCGCUUGAGGACACGCGCUGGGAGAGAGAGAGAGAGAGAGACAGAUGAGGCGGAGGACUGCGACUAUUAUUAGAAUAAAUCUGUUCAACCAGUUCUACAGCUCUCAGUUAGGGACAAUGACGAUAGAUCCUGCGCGCAGACGUUUUCAAGUUUUCUGCGCGUCUGUCGAGGUGAUCCAGUUCGAGUUGGAAUGAAAGGGACUAAAUAAUGGUUUGAUCGUAAUAAUAUGAUUUGAUCGUGACUUUUUUAAGUAGCUCUACACUUUGCUGUUAUGCCGGUGCGUGGGAAAAAAUGCCGUCGAGUCGAUAGAAUUGAUCGACGACGGCGGCGGCGGCGUGUAAUUGCAGCAAAUUUUUCUUUUAUUAAAUGGCAGUAUUGCGGAAGAACUAAUAUGUCAUGCGUUGGCUUGAUAACUCGAAUGUUAGUUUCAAUAAUAUUGCUGUAGAAUCGAAAAGAUUUAUUUCGAUCACAGGUAACAAUUGUCGAUCAGUUCUAUCGGUUCAACAGCGUUCUUUUCCGUGUAUUCGAUAGAUUAAGUCUUAUAAUCAAGUUACUUAUCCUUAUAUAAAUAACUUGUUCUCUAUGUUAUGAAGAUGAAGAUAUUAGCAUAUGAAGACAUGAAGAU
Harpegnathos saltator (Jerdon's jumping ant) is the source of this 1846-nucleotide messenger RNA. RefSeq lists its product as uncharacterized. NCBI's taxonomy places the organism in Eukaryota, Metazoa, Arthropoda, Insecta, Hymenoptera, Formicidae. The coding region runs from base 257 to 1135 and encodes 292 amino acids. The record is from RefSeq and is a predicted model, not a curated record. The transcript has 2 exons.